UCCUGAAUCCACACGCAGUCAUAGGGUAGAAUGAGAGCCUUGCUGGGUAGCCAUACUUAACGCAGUUGCCUCUUCGAAGCUGAUCUGUAACAUUUUCCCAUAAGCAACCAGGGGAUCACUGAUGCAUGAGAUAAUCUCUUUGGAAGCUCCUGUGCUGCCAGUCACUCACAGCUGAUAAACAACGAGCGAGAGAGAAAGUACCGUCUAAUCGAGGGUCCGCUAAGGAGUGCGAAGAAAGGCCAAAGCCGCCAACGAUAUAUGACCCAGAAGCGAAGGAACCGGCAUCUUCCAGCUCGCCCCAGUUAACUCGACCACGCAGUCUCUCUCGGCAGGACCGACGAGGCAUCGGAGGCCAGGGGACACGAUAGCUGCGACGACGAUCCAUCCCAUCAGAAACCGAACAAGGGUUGCUUCUGCUCCUGUUCCAGCCCUUGAGAGUCGGUCAGCAUGUGCGAACUGCGAUUCUAUCGGUGCUCGUGCGGGACGCGGUGGACGGCGCACAAGAAGCUGUCGAGCUGCGACAGCCCCGAGCCGGCGGUUAGGUGUCCCGAGAGUCUCUGCAUGUAUGUGGGGAGCCCCCGAAAGCCGCAGAAGGGGGAGUGCGAGCUGUGCAGGAAGCUGCGAGAGGCUCUCGAGAGUAUGGACGAUGAUCGAGGCGACGGAGAAGGCAAGGGGGAGUCGACGGGGGGGACGAGCUGAUGGAGGCAGGGAAAGGGGGUCGGGAUAUGGUCUUAUUGGGAUGGAGGAAUAGGGAGUGAGGUUGGUAGGUUGAGGAUGGUGGUCAAGAUGAAUAUAACAUUGCACCCCGUGGACAGA
Messenger RNA from Phialemonium atrogriseum, 816 nucleotides. RefSeq lists its product as uncharacterized. NCBI's taxonomy places the organism in Eukaryota, Fungi, Ascomycota, Sordariomycetes, Cephalothecales, Cephalothecaceae. Bases 448 to 699 code for a protein of 83 amino acids. The transcript has a single exon. The record is from RefSeq and is a predicted model, not a curated record.